AUGGGAACGUUUCAGAGCUUCAGAAAAGCCUAUGGAGCUCUCAAGGAUUCUACCAAGGUUGGCCUUGCCAAAGUCAAUAGCGAAUACAAGGAGUUGGAUAUUGCAAUUGUAAAAGCUACCAAUCACGUGGAAUACCCUCCCAAGGAGCGUCAUGUUCGAAAAAUAUUUUAUGCAACAUCAGCACACCAGCCUCGAGCAGAUGUAUCAUACUGCAUUCAUAAACUUUCUAAGAGACUUUCCAAAACACGAAGCUGGAUAGUUGCUAUAAAGGCAUUAAUAGUCAUUCAUAGGACUUUGAGAGAGGGUGAUCCUACCUUUAGAGAAGAGAUCCUUAACUACUCACGCAGGGGACAUAUUCUCCAAAUAUCCAAUUUCAAAGAUGAUUCAAGUCCUCAAGCAUGGGAUUGUUCUGCAUGGGUUCGAACCUAUGCACUAUUUUUGGAAGAAAGACUUGAAUGCUUUAGGGUGCUCAAAUAUGAUAUAGAAUCAGAACGUUUGACAAAAGCAUCACCAACUGCAACUAAAGCACACAGUAGAACUUGAUCACUGAAUAGUGAGGAGCUGUUGGGGCAGUUACCUGCACUGCAACAACUCCUAUAUCGUCUUAUUGCUUGUCAGCCUGAAGGAUGCUCUUAUAGCAACUACCUAGUGCAGUAUGCAUUGGCUCUGGUUUUGAAAGAAAGUUUCAAAAUAUAUUGUGCACUCAAUGAUGGAAUCAUCAAUCUCGUGGAUAUGUUCUUUGAUAUGACAAGGCAUGACGCAGUGAAGGCUCUAAACAUUUAUAAAAGAGCUGGUCAACAGGCUGAGAAUCUUGCUGACUUCUAUGAAUAUUGCAAGGGCUUGGAACUUGCCAGGAAUUUCCAGUUUCCAACACUGAGACAGCCACCUCCCUCUUUCCUUGCAACUAUGGAAGAAUACAUUAGAGAAGCACCUCAAACAGGAUAUGUUAACAGGAGAUUGGAAUAUGAAGAAAAUGAUGAAUCAUCUAAAGAAGAUUCAGAAUCCGAUGAAACUGAAGAGCCUGAAGAAAAUGAAGAACACUAUGAGGAAUUCAACGAGGAAGAUUCGGUAGCAGGGGAUGAAGCACAAUCUAAGGAGGAGGUGGAGGUGGAGGUUGAGCCUCCUCCUUUGAUAUCAACCGAUGAUGGUGCAAAUGAUUUGUUGGGACUUAAUGAAAUAAAUCUAAAAGCUAUGGAACUGGAGGAAAACAAUGCUAUGGCUCUUGCAAUUGUACCACCUGGAAGUAACCCAAACAAUCUUACUUUGAGUACCAUUGAUGGAACUACUGGUUGGGAACUUUCAUUAGUUACAGCACAAAGUAAACAUACUGGUCAAGCCACAGAUCGCAAAAUGGUUUGUUUCUCUACCAUAGCCGGUGGUUUUGAUACACUGUUAUUGGACAGUCUGUAUGAAGAUGAAAAUGCCAGAAGACAACUUCAACUCCAAAAUGCAGGUUAUGGACAUGGAGGAACCGCCAUGGAUGUACAGAACCCUUUUGAUCAUUAUAACCAACAAGAUCCUUUUGUAAUGUCCAACAACAUAGCACCUCCAACCAAUGUGCAAUUGGCACUAAUGGCUCAACAGCAACAACAGCAGCAGAUGAUGUUCCAACAUCCACAAAUGUUGUACCAACAACCACAACAACACAACAUGAUGAUGAUUCCUCACCAGCAGCAACCACAAAACCAAUACUCUCAACAGAUGCACAAUCCAGAUUCUCAUAAUCCAUUUGGAGAUCCUUUGCCAUUACCAAACUAUAAUCAGAAUUACAUGCCCCAACAAGGAAAUUACAAUUUAAUGUAG
Molecule: messenger RNA, 1803 nt
Organism: Vigna umbellata (rice bean)
Lineage: Eukaryota; Viridiplantae; Streptophyta; Magnoliopsida; Fabales; Fabaceae
Source: RefSeq, a predicted model, not a curated record